AUGGAAACUGAUGAAGAUCCCGCGGUAGCCAGUUUGGCGAUCAGUAAUAUUCUUGAUGAUGCCGGAUAUUCAGAAUUUUCUCUAAUGAAUAACCGACAUUGUUGUCAGCUGUAUAAUUUCUUUGCUGAUAUCCAAUAUACCACAUCAGGAAUGCCUGCUUUAGGUAUUAAAGGAAGACUCAUAGGGAGUAUGGGAGAAGGAACUCUGCUAUUUUCAAGUUACAAUUGUACUUCAUGUGAUAUUGACAUGAUGCUAGUUCUUUCAAAAUGUGAGGCAUAUGAAGAUAGUAAUAUUCAUGUUCCUGCAGAUCGCUGGCAAUUUCAUAUGGAACCUUGCAUAACCAAUCUUGGCUACGUCAAACUGAAAGUUCUUCAAGAAGGAACGGUAUUUACACUUCCAGUUUCAACCUCUAUAUCUACCUUUUUUGAAUACGAGGAAGAAACAAAUACUCACUAUUUAUCAAAUGCGAUUCCUGCCACUAUGAAUAACUUUGGAGGACCCAUUAAUAUGUUUGACAUGUACUUUCGAAGCAUGCAAAUAGAAAAUGCACUGAGAAAUCAGAUCGUAACAGGGCCAGCAUUGUCUCGUGUGACAAGUGGAAUGAACAAUCGAGGUACUUUUGUAAUGAAUAAGGUCGAUAAUGUGAUUUCUAUUUUUUGUCCUGUUUGGCCCUCGGUUGCGGAAGAAUGGAUUACACGAAAGCGUUCCUAUGGCUGGCCAUCUAAUGAUUUCAUAUCAAAACAUACAAAUUGUGGGUGCUACGUCGUCCCAGUCGGAUGUAAAGAAUGUGAUCGACAGUAUCUAGAUUGGAGACUGUCGUUUGCUCUUGUCGAGCAAGCCCUAGUUUUGGACUUCAACUCAACUCAAAUAAAAUGCUUAUUAUUAUUAAAACAACUUAAAACCUUCGUGUUUCAGGACAAAAUAGGAGACAUAAUUUCGUCCUACAUCCUGAAGACUAUCGUUUUCUGGGUGAUAGAGGAAUCCCCUCCCGACCUCUGGGUUCCAAAUCGACUUCUCCAAACAGUCAAGAUGUGUUUAAACAGGAUUAUUUCCUGUAUACAAGAGGACUUCUGUCCAAACUAUUUCAUCCGCACGUGUAAUCUAUUGACGAAGAGGUACACCGCUACAGAAAAACAGACUGUACUUAAAGUAUGUAUUUUCACUAGAGUGAACACACGAGUUUUAUUGUGUGAAACAACGCCAUUCAGUGACGAAUUUAGGUCGCGAUACAUGGAGGAGGUAGCAUUAGAUACUAAAGACUUGGACAUAGUGUUACCGUUAGGAACACGCCUCUUUUCAAUACAAAUGAAGAUACUGUGUGAAGAGGUGAGUAGUUUCAUUAGAGUACCAUUGUCAUGUCAGCAAACAUUACAAAAAGCUAUAGAAUAUUGUGGCAAAACAUGUGUCGAAAUAAAGAAUAUAUCCUCAAAACAUGACAUUCCCCUGCAAGAAGUGCGAUGUCUUACAACGGAAAUUGAACUGAUUCGUAACCGCUUGCUGUGGAUGAAUACGAAUCUAAGUUCAGAAUGCAAGCCACGGUAUAAAGACACGAUAUUGCCAGCGUGCAGAUUCAGUCGGAUAGAGGAUUUAAUGGAACAUGUCAUUAUUUGUCACCUGAACGUCGUUGUUGGUAACAUUAUUACCAGCAACGAAAUAUUAAGAUCGCUUAUUUCACAAAUGAAACAAUUGCCAUACGGUCGUUUACAGUUACCAGUUGAUUCUAUCCUAACCACAAACAAUCCAUUAGGUCUAUCAAAUUUCAUUAUGGAGUUUGCAAAUUCGGUUCUAAAUGGGUCAGAUUCGUAUGUGCCAUUUUUGUCAGACAUCGUGUUCCUACGAUUUGAAAGAGACAUUUUGCCACAGCCUUUACAAUUGGAAUUGUGCUCGCGUCAAAGUCAAAGCGACCUUAAUGACGUUACUGUUGGCAUGCGGGAUACGGUGGCUGUUGAUCCUCUCGUGUACGCGUGUUUUCUUCGGUUCUGGUGUUGUUUGAAGUUAGAUCAGAACAUAGAACAGCUGAAGGCACGUGACGAUAUGGUGUGGUGCUGCAGUCUUCCUGGCAUCACCAAUAAGGCUGUGGCAUUCAAUCUACUUGGGUACUGUCACCAACGCCUGGAGGAAUAUGAGGACGCUUUCAGGGCUUUUUAUACGGCGUGGAAGCAGGUCCCCCGAAGUGAAGCGACCGAGGUUCACAUUUUCGCCUUAGUGUACAGUACUAUCAGGAGAGAGUUAAACGAGACAUGUCCAGACUGA
Molecule: messenger RNA, 2253 nt
Organism: Ylistrum balloti
Lineage: Eukaryota; Metazoa; Mollusca; Bivalvia; Pectinida; Pectinidae
Exons: 1
Coding region: 1-2253 (750 amino acids)
Molecular function (GO): protein binding
Source: RefSeq, a predicted model, not a curated record